AUGGAAAUUGAGGUGUCGGACGGCGGUGGUGAAGUGGAGGCGGCGCCGCCACGGCAUUGUGGGGAGGCGUAUUUGGUUUGGCAGGAUUUGAAUGUUGUGCUGCCAAAAUUUGGGCAGCAACCAAUCAAAAAUUUGCUUAAUGGGCUGAACGGAUAUGCUGGACCGGGCCGGAUCAUGGCUAUUAUGGGCCCUUCGGGCUCUGGCAAAUCAACUCUUCUUGAUUCCUUAGCAGUUUUGUUCUUUGUGUUCUGGCAUGCUUUCUCUGCUGUAAUAAUCCAUGUUAUACAUUUUACUGUUACUGUUCAGGACAGACAAAUAGCAUCAGAUCCUUUGAUGAAUUUGACAGCGUCCGACAUAAGAUCAACUCUAGUUGAGAAAUACAAGCAAUCAGAAUAUGCAAAAAUGGCAAGAAUCAAGCUUCAAGAAUUCUCCAAAACCCAAGAACUUGAACUUGAAACACUUAGAGGAAGCCAAGCAACAUUUUGGAAGCAGUUACCAACAUUGACACAAAGGUCGUUCGUGAACAUGUUUAGGGACUCUGGAUAUUACUGGUCUCGCUUAGUCACCUUUAUAAUUGUUUCUCUAUGUGUCGGGACUUUAUUCUAUGAUGUGGGCACAAGUUAUACAGCCAUUUUUGCAAGGAGAGGCUGUGCUGGUUUCAUGGUCUGCUUCAUAUCUUUCAUGUCCGCUGGAGGUUUCCAAUCCUUUGUCGAGGAAAUGAAGGUGUUUUUUCAAGAAAGGAUUAACGGGUAUUAUGGCGUAGGCGUGUUCAUACUGUCAAACUUCAUCUCAUCUUUCCCGUUCUUGGUUGCAAUGUCGGCAGUUAGUGGGGCAAUCACGUAUUACAUGGUAUUCGAGGCCGAAUUUUCCCGUUUCGUGUUUUACUCUCUCAAUCUGUUUGGAUGCAUAGCUAUGGUGGAGAGUGUGAUGAUGACUGUGGCUGCUUUGGUUCCUCAUUUCUUGAUGGGCAUCCUAACUGGAUCUGGAGUUCUUCCUAUUUGGAGAUAUCCUGUUUCAUUCAUCGGAUAUGGUUCGUGGGCACUACAGGGGGAAUACAAGAAUGCACUGCUGGGGCUGAUGUUCGACCCCAUAAUGCCCGGUGACCCUAAAAUAACGGGUGAAUAUGUAGUGAAGGAUAUGUUUGGAGUCUCGUUAUCUCAUUCAAAGUGGUGGGAUUUAGUUGUCCUGCAUCUCCUCUUUGUGAUUUACAGAGUAAUAUUCUUCCUUCUCCUCAAGUUGAAGGAGACUCGAUUCGCAUCCAUCUUUCGUUCGGUUUUUGACAAGAGAAUCUUACAUUAUCUCAAAAGACAUCCUUAGCCACACAAAGGAUGCCGUCUUGAGGGUCUUAGCUCCCUUGUCAUAUAAGAAGCAAAAGUAUUACAAUUAUUGGGAUCUUAACAGACUAAAUAUUUUGAACAGGUCAUUUAUUUGAAAUAAAAAUAAUGGUGUUAAUCAUCUUGUACUUGUUGUCUCAUUCUUGCAUCA
Molecule: messenger RNA, 1485 nt
Organism: Striga asiatica
Lineage: Eukaryota; Viridiplantae; Streptophyta; Magnoliopsida; Lamiales; Orobanchaceae
Source: the annotation of a GenBank genome assembly